CCAUCAAUCAAUCAAGCAAGCAAGAUUAAAUUAUUCAAUUGAUAUCCCCAUGGCAUCAACACUGUCUCACUCCGCCGUAUUUGCAGCAGGCUUGCUGAUUGGAGUUGGAUCAAUAGUUUACUCAAAUCAACGCUCAAGUCAUCCAACUCACUCGUCUCACUCGGAUAACCAGAACUCCAUCAAUACUAUUCCCACAAACUCAGUCAGCAGCCAACAGGCUCCCUUCCAACAACAACACUUCUUCUCAGUCCCACAAGCACCAUCUACCCCUCCCAGCCAAUCCUCAUCACUCAAAGAGAUCCUCAGAUUCGGCAAUCCUGGUCCAAUUAGCGAUUUUUUCGCCAGGGAGGCAUACGCAGUUGGAUAUGAUAGAAGGACCAGAAAUCCUGCUUGGACAGCCGAACAUCUGACGAGCAGUAACCUCAAAGCGAGUGAUGGUGAUGAUAAACCGGAUCGGUCUCAUUCAACAUUCCAUGAGGACAUGUCAAUACCCAGUCAGUUUCGAUCCAAACUAAGCGAUUACUUCAGGAGUGGAUAUGAUCGUGGACACAUGGUCCCAGCGGCCGAUGCCAAAAGAAGUCAAUCAGCCAUGAACCAAACCUUUUUACUAUCGAAUAUCGCCCCUCAAGUAGGAGAGGGAUUUAAUCGGGAUUACUGGGCACACCUUGAGGGCUUUGUUCGACAACUGACAAACUCAUUUCAAGAUGUAUAUGUGUUCACCUUGCCAAUGUACCUUCCCAAGCAGGAUCCAGUGACUAAGAAGCAGAUCGUGAGCUACGAAGUAAUCGGCAAUCCACCCAACGUAGCCGUCCCGACCCAUUUUGCAAAAGUAGUCUUUGCCACGGGUGGGAAGUUGGAUUCGGCUGGCAAAGGCGUCCUGGGCUCCUUCGUCCUCCCCAACGAUAAGAUCUCCAACGACCAGCCACUCACAUCAUUCGAAGUCCCCGUCGAAUCCGUCGAAAGAUCGGCUGGAUUGAAUUUAUUACCCGAAAGUGUCAAAACCAACCCCGUCAGACUUUGUUCUACCGUCCAAUGCGAUAGCAUCUUGAAAACUCUCAGUCAAAUCACUUACAACAAACCCAAAAAACCAGCCAAAUGA
Puccinia graminis f. sp. tritici CRL 75-36-700-3 is the source of this 1099-nucleotide messenger RNA. Its product is annotated as endonuclease. The record is from RefSeq and is a predicted model, not a curated record. Gene Ontology annotation, cellular component: mitochondrial inner membrane; nucleus. Lineage: Eukaryota; Fungi; Basidiomycota; Pucciniomycetes; Pucciniales; Pucciniaceae. The transcript is spliced from 7 exons. Gene Ontology annotation, molecular function: RNA endonuclease activity; metal ion binding; single-stranded DNA endonuclease activity. The coding region runs from base 50 to 1099 and encodes 349 amino acids. Gene Ontology annotation, biological process: apoptotic DNA fragmentation.